Passer montanus (Eurasian tree sparrow) is the source of this 11447-nucleotide messenger RNA. RefSeq names its product golgin B1 (gene GOLGB1). Lineage: Eukaryota; Metazoa; Chordata; Aves; Passeriformes; Passeridae. The coding region runs from base 475 to 9918 and encodes 3147 amino acids. The transcript has 24 exons. The record is from RefSeq and is a predicted model, not a curated record. Gene Ontology annotation, cellular component: cis-Golgi network; endoplasmic reticulum-Golgi intermediate compartment; membrane.
CUCCUCGGCGGGUUAGAGCCGCCCCUCGGUGCUGACCCCCCCGCCGUGCUGCAGUUCCCACCUCUUGUUCUGUGGUGCCCGGAAGAGGACACGUUACUCCAGACUUGGCCUCCCCAGUGCCUGGUAGAGAGGAAGGAUCACCUUCCUCCUGCUGCAGCCCAGGAUGCUGCUGCUGGCCUCUGUCACAAGGGUGCAUCGAUGGCCUAGGAGGCUGUGGCCUAAUGCUCAGUUGGAAGAUCAGAUCCAUCCUCUUCAAGUGUUGGAGACAGUUAGAAAGAGGCGUUCUUGCAUUUGGAUGGCUCUUUUCUAAAAUGCACCAUUGCCAAGACAGCAGUCUUGGUUCAUGCAACCUGUGAGUACUCUAGAAAUAAUAAGGAAUGGCAAGAAAGACCAGUGUGUGACUGCUCUACCUUGGAAACAUCACUAUUGAAUCAGCAGACCCAUGAGCUCCUUGGAGUACAAAGCAGGCUUAAGAUGCUGAGCCGUUUGUCAGGUUUAGCAAGUACUGUUUUACAAGAGCUGUCUGGGGAGGAUGGAGAUGCAGUUACUGAACCAUCUAUUGCUGUAGAAGCUUUGAAGUCAGAAGCAGAAAGCAUGGAGGAGGCACCUGAGGAGCUGUUGGAGCGCCUAGCCCAAACAGAAAAGCUAGUUGUUCAGCUGAAAGAUUUGAUUCGAGAAAAGGAUGCCCUGCUCCAGGAAAAAGAAACUGUGUUCAAGAAAGAGCAAGAGGCCGCGGAUGCCAAGCUGAUGAAACUUAAACUUCAAGCCAAAGCCAAACUUGCCUCUCUGAACAAACGCAUCGAGGAGCUGACAGAGAAAGGAUCACCACUGCCUACACAGUGUCAGAAAUAUGAAAAUACAAGUGAAGGGCACAGAGAGGAAGUGGAAGUACUGAAAAAGCAGCUCAGGGAGCAAGAGGAGACUGUUCAGGACCUGAAGAAACAGCUGGCUGUAGCCAAAGUGAAUCUAAAAGAUGCUGAAAUCAAGUAUUCAACACAGCUGAGUUCCCUGCAGGAAGUGAUUCGAGAGAAGGAAGCUCUCCUGGAAGAGCAUGUGCACCAGCAUCAAGCUGAAUUGCUCAAGAUGGUGGUCCAGUCAGAUACGGAAGUAGAGAUGCAACAGAACCUGCACACACUUCAGAGAAAGCUCGAGGAGCAGGAAGCAGCUCUGUUAGGACGAACUCAGGUGGUAGAACUGCUGCAGCAGGAGUUACACACUGCUGAAAAACAAAACCAGACGCUCCUAGAUCGGUGCCAGAAGAUGGAAGUGGAACUAAGCUCCAUGAGGGAUGUGUUAGAUGCAGAGAGACGAGGGUCUCAGGAUCUCAGGGAGAAGAUGGAGCUGGAGCUAGCAGAGAGGAAGCUGUCUUCCCAUCGCUUGCAGGAGGAGGUGCAGUGUCUCUCAGAACAGCUGGAGGAGGCAAGAAGAGCACAAGCUGAGCUAGAGGUGAAGUAUAAAGGCCUGGAACAGGAGCAUAGACUGGAGGUGGAAGAGAAAAACCAUCUGCUCGGUCGUCUCACGGUGGCUGAAGAAGAGCUGCGAUGUGGCUGUGCUCUCCGUGGGGCUGAGAAGGAGCAGCUGGAGCAGGACGUUGGCCAGCUCCCAGUGCCAUCUGUGGGACAUGGAGCUGCAGCACACGGACCACGGGAUGAACUUCUACAGAAAUUUGAAGAAUUUGUCUGCUGUCAGGACGAGCUGAAAUCCCAGCCACAAGUGCAGCUCUCUGAAGUGAAGCAGCAGGAUGAAUCAGCUUCACCAGAAAAAAUAGUAGAUCAGGAAGACCAGAAUGAGACUUCAUUCCUACCCACGGAAAACUUGGAAAGACAGAAGACAGAAGAAAUACCACAUUUGCAACUUGUUCUCCAGGAGUCUCAGCAGGAAGCUGUGAUGGUCGCAGAAGAUGCAAAACAGGCAAGAACAGAUGGCUUUACCAAUAGAAGCAAGCAGUUUACUGAGGAAAGUUGUCCACCUGGAAUUCUAGACUAUAUUGCUGCAGAGAAACAGAAGGAGCUGUCAGUUUUGCUGCUGGAACUGAAAGAAGCCCAAGAAGAAAUAACUUUUCUGAAAAGCCAGCUCAAGGGCCCUAGUGGCCAAACUUGUACAGGCAGCCAAACAGAAGCUAACCAGCUGGAAGAGAAUUCACAGAUACAGUGUCUGGAGAGGGAGGAGCAGAAGGCUUCAGAUACACAGAGUGUCUCAUUACCGAGAGAAACAGAAAUGCAGCAAAUUGGCUUUCUUCAGGAAAAUGGAAUCAGCUUUCAAGAAGAGCCUCAGGGAAGCCCUGGCACCUCUCAGUCUCAAGAGCUGAUCGAGUUACAAAACCAAAUUACAGAACUGCAAAUAAUUCUGCAGAAAUCAGAAGAAUCCUUUAGGAAAGAGCUAGGAGAAAAAUGUGCAGAAAUAAAUAGGCUAAACCAGGUGGCUGAGGAAUACCGGAAAAAAGGAGAGGAUCCUGACAGUACAUUUUGUGUUUUGACUGAAGAACAAGAUCAGCUCUUGUGUCAGGCCAAACAACUUUCCACCAUAACGGAACUGAAGGAGCAAGUGAAGCAACUGGAGGAAGAGCUAGCUCUUUCAGAAAAGCAGAGACUGUCAGACAGUCAAAGCAGCCUUCUAAGAGAGCAAAUCCAGAGCCUUAAAAAUGAAUUUAAAUCCAAGGAUAUAAAAAUUGAAGCUUUGCAAAAGGACUUGGAUGAAGCACAACUUCAGCUUUCUGACCAGGACAUGCAACUAAAGGAUCUGAGAAGCCAGGUUGAGAAAAAGGAAUGUGAAGUACUUGAUCUAGGACAACUUUUGAGGAAGAAUACAGCAGAGAUGCAAGAGCUUUCCCACAAGUUAACCUUAAAGGGACACGAGGCAGCAGGCCUGGAACAGCUUGUUGCUGAGCACACCAGGUCUAUAGAGAGCCUAAAACAAGCCUUGCAGGAAAAGGACCAACAGAUGGCAGAGAUCAGUGUCAGCAUGUCUGAGAAAAUGGUCCUCCUGAAUGAAGAGAAAUUUUCUCUAGGAAAUGAGCUGAAGAGUCUUAAGGAGCAGACAAGUCUGUUAUUAAAAGCCCAGGAAGAAAAAGAACAGAACAUAGGAGUAAAAGAUACAUGUCUGAAGUGUGGGGUAUCCAAGCAGCAAAAUGAGACAGAGGCAGUGAGUAAAGAAAGUGACAAAUUAGUAAAUCAAGUUGAACUUCUGAGAAAAGAAAAUGAGCAAGUAAAGCGGAAGCUGCAAGCAGUACUUGUGAACAGGAAGGACCUUCUGAAGAAGGUAACCAGAUUGGAGAAUGAAUUGGAACAACUGAGUAGAGAACAAAAAUCAGAAACCUCAGUGGCUCAGGCAGCUGCAGGGGAGGAAGAUGUGAGAAGCAUGAUCAGCAAAGAAAUGGGUCUUGAAAACCAGCCCCGUGAGGACUAUCUAAUUCAGCUGCUUUCUGAAAAGGAAUCUGAGUUGCAGAGCAUCCGGAAGGAAAAAGAAACUACUGAAGCACAACUGCAGGCAGUGAUUGAGGAAAUGAGGCAAAGCUUCCAAGAUAAGACAAACACUGCUUCAGGUAAAGAUGAAGUCAUGGAGCAUCAGACAAUUACUGACAAAGUAACUGAAACUAAUGAAAGCCCAGAAGAUGAUGAAGGAAAUGAGAAACAUAGUUCAGCAGAUACCAGUCUGGAAGAAAAACAAAAGUCUGCUCUUAAAGAAAGGAUUUCAGUUCUUGAACAAGAAAAAGAACAACUUCAAAAAAAACUUCAAGAAGCUCUCGUAUCUCGCAAAGACACUAUAAAAAAGGCUCAAGAAAAAGACAGGCAUCACAGAGAACAACUGAAACAGCAAAAAGAUGAUUACAACAUCCUGCAAGAACAAUUUGAUCAGCAAAGCAAAGAGAAAGACAGCAUCCAGGCUCAGCUCAGACAGCUCCAAGAGCAGAAAGGAUCAGCAGAGAGUGUUUUCAGGAGUCAAGGUAGGUUGGAUUCUUCAUGCAUGGAAGCAGAAGAUACAACAAAUAACAAGCUUGUACAAGUUGAAGAUAUUUCUGAGGAAGAGUGGAAAAAACACCUUGACAAAUUGCAGACAGAGAAAUUGGAAUGUAAUGUCAGCCAUAUGCAAAGGGAGCUUGCCCACAAAUCCGAAUUAAUCUUUGAUUUGCAACAGCACAUAGCACAGUUGUUUGUAGAGAUAGAAGGGCUGAAGAGAACCUCUGACCAAGCUGAAGCUAUGGGAGCAAGUCUUCAGACAGAAUUGGAGGAGACUCGAGGAAAAAAUUCUGGAGUGGCCAGUUUGGAAGACUUGAAAGUUCUUGUACAUCAAAAGGAUGAAGAAAUUGAAUUUCUUAACCAGCAGUUAAAGGAGAAAAGUGACGCUCUCAAUAACAUGCAGGCACAAUUGCUGGAAAAAGAGGAAUCGGUCCAAAGACUGUGUAGUCAGUUGGAGGCUCAGGCUCAGGUGCACGAGGAGCAAAGCAAGCGACUACAAACACAGAUGCUUGAAAUUCAGGAGAAGCAAGAGGACAGUGCAGAAGCAGCUAAGCAGAAGAAUCAAAUGCAGAGGAAAUUGCAAGCAGCACUUAUCUCUAGAAAAGAGGCACUAAAGGAGAGCAAAUCGCUAAAAGAAGAGCUGGCUAAUGCUAAAAUUACUAUUGACAAUCUUUCUGUCAAGCUGACAAAUAUGGAAAGCCAAAUAUGUGGCCAUGUUAAAGAAACAGAUACUUUAACAGAAAAGUUAGCGUGCCUCACUGGAGAGCGAGAAAAUCUUACUGCAGAAAUUGAUAAACUACUUAGAGAAAAUCAGAAUCUUGAUGGAUGCUGUAAAAACCUUACACUUAGUCUGGAUAGAGUUGUUCUAGAGAAGGAGAAGCUGGAGAAGGAGGUGGAAUCAUUGAAGAGUUUUCAAGCCACUGAGAGUUCUGAGUGGGAGGAGAAAUACAAGGAGCUUCAGGGAGAAUAUGAAACUCUGCUGCAGUCAUAUGAGAAUGUGAGUGAUGAGGCUGAGCGAAUUCAGCGUGUGUUGGAAACUGUUAGGCAGGAAAAGCAGGAAGUUUUCAUUCAGCUAAAAGGGGCUGAAGCAAAAAAACAGGAAACAGAUAAGCAGCUACAAGAAGCUGAACAGGAAAUUGAUGAAAUGAAGGAGAAAAUGAGGAAAUUUGCAAAAUCAAAGCAACAAAAGAUCCUGGAACUAGAGGAGGAGAACGAGAAGCUUAGAGCAGAGGUGCAUUUGACAGAUGGAGAGCUGCACAGGACUGGAGAGAGCUUUACAAACACUAGCCUGAAAGAAGAGUUGGAGUGCUCUAGGAGGGACUGCCAGUCUCUUUCUACUCAGCUUGAGACAGUAGUGGCUGAAAAGGAGUCUCUUAAUCAAGAGAUCGUGGACUUGAAGUGCCUUUUGCAGGUAACAGAAUCUAAGCUGAAGGAAAGCAGAGAACUUGUAGACAGGUAUGUUGCCCAGCAGACAGCGGGGGAAGAAACUAAUAAGGCAGUUGCCACACCAUCACCAAAGGAAGAGUCUGAAAAUCAAGUGGACUUAUCUUUUCGACCAGAGCCUCCUGCUGCAGAGCUGGAACAAGAGGCAUUUGAAAGUGAUAGACCUUGCGAGGAUCCUGGUCUCUACAGACAGCAAAUAGCUGAGCUCACCAAGCGAAUCACAGAGAUGGAAGAUAAUAGAAGGGCUUCAGAGCAACAGCUGGGUGACAUCCGCAGGUGUGUUGAGACUUUAGCAGGUGAGAAAAGGGCUUUAGAGCACCAGAUGGGAGAGAAAGUCCUUGAAGUGAAUGAUCUGCAGGCUACAGUAGUAAAGAUGGAGCAAAUGGUCCAAGAAGCCAGAGACGACCUCAUCAGAAUGACAGCACUGAAGGAUGCUCUAGAGGCUGAAAAGGAUGACUUGGAAGAAAGGCUCAUGAAUCAGCUGGCAGAACUUAAUGGAAGUAUUGGAAACUAUCAGCAAGAUGCAACAGACUUCCAAAUCAAAAAUGAUCAACUGAAACAUGAGCUUCAGAGUUUGCAGAGAAUGAUGCAUGAACUGGAGGAGGAGAAAAGUCAGAUGGCAAAGGAGCAAAGCAAAGCAAGUUCAGAAAAGCAGAAGGAAUUUGUAGAAAAGCUAAAAUACAAUUGGAGAGGAGAAAGCAGCACACAUAUAAAGGAGCUUCAAGAACUGCUGAAACAGAAACAGCAGGAGAUUAAGCAGCUGCAGAAGGACUGCAUCAAAAGCCAGGAAAAGAACAGUAGUUUAGAAAGAACUGUUAAAGCUCUGGAAUUUCUGCAGAGUGAGACUCAAAAAGAGGUAGAAGCAGCCAAAGAAACUUCAGCUAAAGCAGCUGAAGACACCAAGAAAGCCCAGGCAGAGCUUUCUCACUGCAGAGUAGUGUUGGAUGACACUCAGAGUGAGGCAGCAAGGGUUUUAGCUGAGAGUAUCAAAGUGAAAGAAGAGUUGCAAGCAAACAAAGAGCAAAUGAAAAUUCAAAUGAAGAAAAAGGAUGAGGACUUUGAGAGAAGACUGGAACAGGAAAAAGACAAGCACUCAAAGGAGAUCAAAAACAUGGAAGCAAAGCUGGCAACAUUGCAGAGGGAGAAGGACCAUAUGGAAACAAUAGUUGGUGAUCUACAAGACUCCUUGAAGACAAAGGAUCAAGAAGCCAAGCAACUGGAAGGCAGUCUAAACAAAACACUAGCCCAGCUUGCAGCCUUCACCAGGAGCAUGUCUUCCCUUCAGGAUGAUAGGGAUAGAGUGAUAGAUGAAUCAAAAACAUGGGAGAAGAAAUUCACUGAAACUAUUCAAAAGAAGGAAGAAGAAAUACGUUCAAAAGAGGAAGCUUGUAUUGUGCUAGAGGACCAGGUGAAACACAUGACCAUGCGUGUGGAAGAACUCCAGACUCAUAUAUCCAGGCUGGAAUGCAACAAGAAAGACUGGGAGGCUGACUGCAGAAAGGAGAUUCAGCAUCAUCAAAAGACAUGUGAAAUGUUGCAGGAGGAAAAAAAAGAGCUUUUGACUCAGCUUGAAGAGUCGCAGGAACUGUACAGCAAGUCUCAGAAUGAGCAGCAGGAACUGGAGUCAGAAAUCAGUAGCCUAAGAGACCAGCUUGCUGACUUACAGAAUUCCCUCACCAAAUGUGAGCUAGCCAGGGAAGAGCUGGGGACUGUGGUCAAACAACAAGAGACGAGUAUCCAGAAUUUUAAACUCAACUGUGAGCAGCUUGAAGCUGACCUGCAGGCUUCCAAGGACCUAACAAAUAAGUUGCACGAAGAAACCAGUGCCAAAGAUCAAAAGAUCAUGAGUUUGUUGUCUGCCAAAGAAGAAGCAGUGAUGGCUGCUCUAGCUGAAUUACAGCAGCAACAUUCUGAAGAGAUGAAAGAGUUGGAGUGUAGGCUAAGUAAGGAGGAAGAUAGUAAAAAAGACUUGGAAAAUGAGAAGAACAAAUUUCUUGACAAACUCAGUCAUCUCACUGAAAAGAUGAAGAUAAGCAGAGAAGAAAGUAAGCAGCAGAAGGCACAGCUGGACUCAUUCACCAAGUCCAUGUCAUCUCUGCAGGACGACCGAGACCGCAUUCUGAGGGACUACAAGCAGCUUGAGGAACGCCAUCUUGUUAUAAUCUUGGAAAAAGACCAGCUGAUUCAAGAGGCUGCUGCUGAAAAUAACAAGCUCAAGGAAGAAAUGAGAAGUUUCCAUAGCCAGAUGGAUGACCUCAACUCUGAGAAUGCCAAGCUGAACGCAGAGUUGGUGCGGUACAGAGAAGACCUUAACCAAGUGAUUUCAAUAAAGGACUCCCAACAGAAGCAACUUCUCAAAAUACAGCUUCAGCGGAUCCAAACUCUGGAAAAUGAGAAGGCAACCAUAGAAACACAGCUGAAAGAGUCUGAGCAUACUCAGGAUGAUCUCAGGAAGUGCAUGGAAGCCUUAAGAGAGGAUAAAGUCAGUAUGUCUCAAGAGAUUGAAACUCUUACAUCCUCUCUGUCGCAGGUGCAGAGUGAGAUGGCAGCAUUGCAUGAGGGGAGUCCCAUCAUGGAGUGUCAAGCAGAACUGAAGGCUCGAGAGAAAGAAGUACAACAACUGAGUCAUGAGCUUUCCCUCUUCCAGAAAAGAAUAAGAGAACUUGAGGGAGAGCUAGAAUGUGUUCAGAGAGAUGCAGCCAAGAGAGUGGGAGAGGCUGAGGACAGGCUUCGGAAGGAAUUGAAGCACCUGCAUCAUGAUGCAGGGAUAAUGAGGAACGAAACCGAGACAGCUGAAGAGAGAGUAGCAGAGUUGGCACGGGACUUGAUGGAAAUGGAACAGAAAUUGCUUGAAGUCACAGAUGAAAACAAAGAUCUCAGAGCUCAAAUUCAGUCUUUUGGGAGGUCCAUGAGUUCUCUUCAGGAUAGCAGAGACCAGGCCAAUGAAGAGCUUCAUAUUUUGAAGCAGAAAUAUUCUGCAGACUUAGAGGAACAAAAGAGUCUAGUGCAGAGUCUUCAGAAACAGAUGACUCAGCUACAAGAGGAGCAACGUUCCACUGUCAGGGACCGAGAUACGGUCAGGUCUGAGCUGACAGAACUGCAGAAGGCUAUUGAUGAAAGAGGUCUCUUGGCCCAGAUUGAGGAACUUAGUCAGCAGCUCAGAGCUAAAGAUGAUGAGCUUCUCCACUUGUCUUUGGAAUUGAAAGGCUCUUCCAACCAAGUCAAAUCUUUCUCCAAGGCUAUGGCAAGCCUGCAGAAUGACCGAGACCGUCUGCUGAAUGAAUUGGACAAAACGCGUAAGAUUGAAGAAGUGAAACAACAAGCAGAAGGGAGCAUUUCCACCACUGCUUCAGAAGUGCAGAGUCUGAAGAAGGCACUGGCCUCCUUGCAGAGUGACAGAGACAGAGUAGUAAGAGAGCUGGAGAAUCUGCAGCAGCAAUACAUCCUGGUCGGGGUGGAAGCUGCUGAGAAUUCUCGCUUAAAGGCACAGCUACAGCAGUGGGAGCAAGAGGCAGACAAACAGCUUCGUCUACAAGAACAGCUGAGGCAGGAAGGAGUUGUGUACCAGCAGGAGCUCCAGCAGCUCAGACAGGAGAAGACCACCUGGGAAAAGCAGAGCAGCAGCAUGAAGGAGCAGUACCUCAUGGCCAUUGCAGAGAAGGACAAGCAGCUGAGCCAUUUACAAAGCAUCACACAGGAAAUGAGGCUGCCCUUCAGCAGGUCUCAAACAAUAGAGGAACAGCACCAAAGCAAGAUUUCUCCAGAAGUCCUGAAAGGGAACUUUUCAAGCCUAGAAGCAGAGAUGAAACACCUCCAGGCCCAGCUAAGUGAUAGUCUGAAAGAACUGCACCAGAAAGAGCUCAGAAUUCAGCAGUUAAACAGCAAGCUAUCUCAGGUUUUUGAGGAGAAAAAUGCCCUCUCCCUCCAGCUCCGAGGGAGCAGUCGGAGCACCUGUGAGAGCCAUCAGCACUACAGCGAGGUCCUGAACCGCUGCCUAGUGCUCGAGAGGCAGCUCCAGGAGCUGCAGGCUGCAGACAAGAGCAUGGAGCUGUUUGCAACAGACGCUGCUCCAGGAGCACCCCAAGAAAAGAAUGAGUCACAGAGAGGCACUUACACAUCUGAACUGCAGGAGCUGCAGCUGAGGUUAUCUGAAACAGAGCAUUUACAUAGCAGCACAAAGCAGGAUACGAAGUAUUUGGAGGAGCAGCUGGAGGAAGAACGGGACCGUCGUCUUGCUGCAGAGGAGGCGCUUUUUGCAGCGCAGGAUCAGAUCAGGAGGUUGCAGUCAAGUGAGUGGUCAUCUUCUUUAAGUGCCAGCAUUGAUAUGACUCCAGGUCACGAGCAGUCCUUGCUGAUCGACUCCAUGGAUAAUAAUUCCAGCAGAACCCGGAGUACUCCUGGACUACGACGCCUGUUACGCUCUCUCUUCCACUCCCGGGCCCACUUGCCCCUGCUAGUGGCCACGUAUCUGCUUGCUCUCCAUGUCCUGCUCUUCCUGUGCUUCACAGGCCACCUGUGAAUAGAAGUGACAGUUUUUCCUCGAGCCUCAGCCCUGUGCAUGCUGAGGGCCUGCAUGCCCUCACAGAAGGGCAGCACUUGCCCCAGCUGCAGCCUUUCCCAAACCAGCCCUGAAGCAGCAGCUGCACCCAGAACCUGCUGUCAGUGCUGGUGCUGGGGAACGGCUCCCAGGAGAUCUGCCCUUCCCUCGGUGUUUCUAUGUGAGUGGUUUGUCUUCUGAGCCAGGGCUGUGCUGCAAGCCUCAAGGCCAGCAUCUGUUCCUGUACCUGGAAGCAGUACCACUCCUUUUAGAUAGUAUUGUGCUGCACUAGGAAUAAGAAAAAUACUCUUGAGUUGCUGCAGUACUUCAGCACUUCUAAAACUGCACAGUCUUCCCCCUCUUCGGCUGAAUCCAUGAGUGGGGUUGGGGGAACACUGCAGCUGGAUAUAAAAGAAUUGUCUUCCCUUUCUUGCACCCCUUAGAUUUGCUCCAUGGCUCAGAGCUGUCUGAAAUACAUAUCCUAAGGAAGUUAUGGGCACUUUAAGGAAUGUGAAUUUUAAAAUCAUGUUUCCUGCUCAGUUGCAUCUCCUGUUGAAGAAGGGCCAAAAUUAUUGGCCAGUAUAUCUGGCCCUGGUGAGCAUUCCAUUUAAAAUCAGUCACGUGUCUGCCCUGACAAGCCUGUAAUAUAAUGCCAGUAAUUUAGUUACUUAAAAGGAAUAGGAAACAUGAAACCUUUUAGCUCUUAAGUUAAAAAUCCUCCUAUUUAUAGCAUUUGUGCACCUCUUAUGAUGGAAGGUGCUGCCUUACCUCUAAUAGAGCAGCCCUGCUCCUGCCUUCUCAUCCACUAAAUACUCAUUGCGAGACUGAACCUGCACAGGCUGUGUUGAAGGGGUCCUUAAUGUGCUGCAUGGGCCCAAAGCAAAUGCAGAAACUCAGAAAUAAACUCUCUCCCUUGUGCUGAGGAAGGAGCCUUCUGGUUUUAGAACCCUCUGGUGUAGAAAGCUGGUGCUGGUGUUUGGGCAUGUUUGGACCCUAAUCAAAAGAUGCAAAUGGACUGAAUCUUUUAUGAUAUAUGGAGAUAUGGAUAUAUUUCCAUAUGUUUUCUAAAAACCUCCUGAAUUUGAGACUGCCCUCUUCCAAAAGGAGAAUGUUGAAUGCAAAGGAAGUUAAGUGGCAUUCGCUGUCAGAUCCUGAGUGGUCGUUUCAUUCAGAGUACUGGCCAGGAGAAUCCUAUCUGCCUCUUAGUAGAGCAUUAACAGUCACAUUUUUCCCAUGGGAAAGAGGUAGUUCUUUUGAUAUUGCUGGUAAACUAAGCUGCUCUAGCCAGUGCAGAAAGCCUGUUUGAGGGUGGAUUGAUUUCACUGGUAGCUAAACCAGCUGAAUCUCUGGCAGGUCCAGAGCACUGGCACUAGAUAUCCUCUUGUGGACUGUCUGUGAUUAUCAGUGUGAACUUCCUCUAACUAUGUCAAAAUCAGUGACCAAAUGGUUUGUCUAUAGCUUCCUGGGGUAUGAACUCCUGUAUGUAUAAUAAAGUUUAUUUUUCAGAUGGA